Messenger RNA from Camellia sinensis, 3836 nucleotides. RefSeq lists its product as uncharacterized. Gene Ontology annotation, molecular function: protein binding. The record is from RefSeq and is a predicted model, not a curated record. NCBI's taxonomy places the organism in Eukaryota, Viridiplantae, Streptophyta, Magnoliopsida, Ericales, Theaceae.
UUAGGAAGAACUAGUAUGGCCCGGCCCAAACCCUGCCAUGUCCACCCCUCAAAGCCCGAAGUGAGAAUUCAUAUUUCGCUUUCCAAUUUAUAUCGUCCAAACUCUGCUACCUCCGACUCCGAACUCCGACUCCGACCACCGCCCAGUUCGCCGGCGAGCAUUCCGCCGCCGAAUCGCUGGAUGUCUGCUACGGUGCGCCGUGUGCGUAACACUCUCAAGGUGUGCUUCUCUUCGCCAUUCGUGCCCUCUCCCUCAAACUCACACUCUUCACAAACCCUAAUCUCUUCUACUCUCACACUCACUCUCCCCCCCAAAACCCUAAAUUCUCAACUCUCACAAUGUUGUUCUACUUCAUCUUCUUCUUCUGUCGAUCGAAACUUCGAUUUUCUCCAACAGUUUUCACCUUUUCCACUUCGCAAUUCAUCAAAUUCUUCAAUCAUUGUAAUCAAUUCGAAUGAACGGAGAAGAAUCGUUGUUGGGUUAGCUACGAUGAUCAAACAACAGCAAGGUUAUCUUUUGAAGGGUUUUUCUCGUAAUUUUUGCCCAUAUUUUCUUGUACAGAUCAUGAAAUUGUUUGAAAACCGGCAAAUUGCAUUUGCAUUUUUCAAAUUUUCAUUUGGGGAUGAUUCGAAGGAGACAUUGCGGUCAUGUUGCCUUGCUGCCCAUCUUUUGGCAGCUGGUGGGCUGCGUUUUUUCGCACAAGAUUUGCUCUCGUGGGUCAUUGCAAGAAUUGGGUUUUGUAGGAGUUGGGAGGUGGUGGGGUUUAUGUGGGGAGAGCACCACAAGUACGAGUCUGAUUUCUCGGUUCUUGAUUCGCUUAUGCGGGCUUUCUUGAAUGCAGAAAUGAUUUCUAGAGCACUGGAAAUGGUGGAUAGGAUGAGGGAGGUUGGAGCAACGCCGAGCUUGUCAGCUGUUACCAUUCUUUUCAAAUUGUUGCUGGGGAUUGGUGAUUAUGGUAGUGUGUGGAAGUUGUUUAGGGAUAUGGUUCAUAAAGGACCUUGCCCCGUGAAUUAUACAUUCAAUGUGAUAAUUCUUGGGUUUGUUAGAAAAGGAUAUCUCCAAAUAGGAGAGAAUUUAUUUCAUAUAAUGAGAAAGUUUCAAUGUGAGCCUGAUGUUUAUACCUAUAACAUUUUGAUUAAUGCAUGCUGCAUUAGGGGGCAAACGUCAGAUGGGUUGGCUUUGUUACAUUUGAUGGUUGGAAGUGGUUGUAAUCCUAGCAUUGUUACAUUUAGUACAGUUAUUAAUACCAUGUGCAAGGAGGGAAAUGUCGUGGAAGCGAGGAAACUCUUUGAUGGUAUUCAAGAGAUAGGUGUCUUUCCAAACACCAUCAUGUAUAACACCUUAAUUGAUGGGUAUGUCAAGGCUAGGGACAUUGGUCAGGCUAACAUGCUUUAUGAAGAAAUGAGGAACAAGGGUGUAGCUGCUGAUGUUGUAACUUUUAACAUUUUGGUUGCUGGACAUUACAAGUAUGGUAGAGAAGAAGAUGUUGACAGGUUGAUAAGGGAUUUAUCGAUGUCAGGAUUGCUUCCUGAUUGUUCACUGUCUGAUAUAUCAGUUGCAGGAUUGUGUUGGGCGGGACGGUUGGAUGAGGCAAUGAAAAUUUUAGAGGAUAUGCUUGAGAAAGGGAUAGCUAUCAGUGUCCUUUCUUUUAACUCUGUCAUUGCAGCUUAUAGCCAUGCAGGCCUAGAAGACAGAGCCUUUGAAACCUUCAAAAUUAUGGUGAAAUUUGGUUUGAGUCCAUCAUCUUCCACAUGUAGUUCUCUCCUUAUGGCUUUGUCCAAAAAAGGGAAGCUGCAAGAAGCGAGGAAGCUUAUGAAUGUAAUGAUAGAGAAGGGUUAUCCUGUCAAUAUAGUGGCUUUUACUGUGAUUUUAGAUGGGUAUUUCAGAACAGGUGGCGUACAGGCGGCUCAAAGUUUAUGGGAAGAGAUGCAAAGUAGAGGGAUGUCUCCUGAUGCCGUUGCCUUCUCGGCCAUGAUCGAUGGACUUUCUAAAGCAGGCCUUGUUGAGGAGGCAUACAAUGUGUUUUUGGAAAUGUUGGGGAAAGGGUUUGUACCAAAUAAUUAUGCAUACAAUUCAUUGAUUGGUGGGUUUUGCAACUGUGGAAGAUUGAGUGAAGCGUUGAAGUUGGAGAAGGAGAUGAAGCAAAGAGGUCUUCUCCCUGAUAUCUUCACCAUCAAUAUGAUCAUUAAUGGUAAAAGGUUUAUUAGCCGGUAGGUGGAGGCUUUCAUAAGCUGCACUCCUUUUCUUGGAAGACCGAACGAAUAAACAAAUAUUGGUUGUAUUAUAGUAGGAGGCUCUUGCUCUCAUUGCAAAAGGAAGCUUGUUCUUCUUCUCUUGUGCCUUUUUUGGAGAAAUGGCUGGCUUUUAUAGAGGAGGGGAGCCGGAUUUGAAAAUGUUUGGAGUCCGAAAAGAUAAGGAGGAAUCUUUUUUUAUUAUUUUUUUAAAUUUUGCUUUUGCUUUGUUGGUGCAGGGAAUCCAUUUUAUGAGCUGGAUCAUUAUUGUUUUGUCACGAGUUUGCUUUGAGUCACAUGGGAAUAUUCUUUUUAAAAAUUAUUGUGAUGCAUUGUCAGAGAGGCAUGCGAUUACAAAUUAUUGAGGUCGACGCCUUAAUAGGUGUCAGAGAAGUCGUUAUCAAGAUUUUGAGUAGAAAUAUGAGUUGGAGAAUUGAGUUGAGAUGUGUAUGGAGAAAUUAUUGUCUGAGAUUGUCGCUGAGUUACAAUUGGGGGAACUGAUUCCAGUACAAUUUUACCAUUAGAAUUAGUAAGGCAUUCGGCGUCAGCCAUUAAGAUUCCUAUCAUAUUUACCAAAAGGAAGUUGAUCCUCCUUUUCUUGAAUUUAUAUAUUUCGUCAUUGAUUUCAAAUUCUCAUGGAUUAUGGUUGGACAAUAUACUAUUUCAGUUUUGUUCAAUACCCAAUAUCUUACCUCGUCAAAUUGCUUCCAAAUGGUGGAAAACUUACAAUAUUCCUUUAGAACAUUAUCCUGAUCCUGUUGUCCUUUUACAAACAACGGAAGCAAAAAACAUUUGUUAAUCCUGCUCCUUCAAUGUUAUCUUCCAGUCCAAAAUCAUCCAAAUCUUUUGAUAAUGAUCUUUUCAAAGCCGAACUCAAGAUAAAAUUGAACAACAAGAAUCCCUCAGUGUCCAAACCUGAAUUUGAAUAUAAAUACAAAAAGGCUAUCAACAUGAAAAUGAUCUUAAUGGCUAACUCUGAAUGCCUUAUUAAUUCUUAUGAUAAAAUUGUACUGGAAUCAUUUCUCCCAAUUGUAACUUAGCGACGACCUUAGACAACAAUUUUCUGUAGACACAUCUCUACUCAAUUCUCUAACUCAUAUUCCCAAUCAAAAUCUUGAUGAUGACUUCUCUCACACUUAUCAAGGCGUAGACCUCAAUAAUUUGUAAUCACAUGCCUCUUUGCCAACUAUACUGACAAAGCAUCAUAAUAAUUUUCAAAAAGAAGAUUCCCAUGUGACUCAAAACAAACCCGUGACAAAACAAUAAUAAUCCAACUCAUAAAGUGGAUUUCCUGCACCAACAAAGCAAAAGUAAAAUAAAAAAUACAGAUGCCUCCUUAUCUCUUUGGACUCCAAACAUUUUCAAAUCCGACUCCUCUUCUUUAUAAAAGCUAGCCAUUUCUCUAAGAAGAGCCACGCUUUCAAAAUCCACCCAGUAUUAGUGUGAGAGUGUGAGUCUGAGUGUGGUUGUGAUUGUGAUUGUAAGUGUGUGAGUAAUAUCUUAGAUGCUCUGUCCUAUUUGUUUCCAAGAUUAUAAUCCUUUGUAAUUUUUUUUUUCUUUGUACUUUUAUAUUUCUGAAUUUAAUAUUAGUGUGAUAUUUGUUUA